UCCCUUUCCACCACGAGAGCAGACCCAUCACUCACCCUUCGACUCUGUCGCUGCUGCGGCUGCUGUCGUGAAUUGUUUGAUGCUUUGCUUGGGGACUUUGGCGGCAUAUCCAUCCACACACGUAGGGCUUUAAGUACAAAGGUGCAGAUUAGGGUUUGAUUGUGAUUUUGAAUCAGGAUUAGCAACCAUGAAUGAAGAGCAACGGUCACUCCUUCUGAGCUCCUCGUCGCGCUUCCCGCCUCCACAAGGAGUUAAGCUAUCUUAUGGAACGGCUGGAUUCAGAGCGGAUGCGUCAAUCCUCCAAUCCACGGUUUACAGGGUGGGAAUUCUGGCGGCCCUAAGGGCCGUCAACACCCAAUCAGUGAUCGGCCUCAUGAUCACAGCCUCUCACAACAAAGUCUCUGAUAACGGAAUCAAGGUUGCCGACCCGAGUGGCGGAAUGCUCUCUCAAGAUUGGGAGCCGUUCGCUGAUACCCUCGCCAAUGCUCGUGAUCCGGAACAGCUUGUUCAUUUGAUAGCUGAAUUUGUUGAAAACAAAAAAAUCGCACUUGAUGGAGCGAAAUCCGUGGAGAUAUUGGUGGCAAGAGAUACAAGACCGAGUGGAGAAUCUCUGGUUGAAGCUGCUAAACAGGGAAUCAGUUCAAUUCUUGGAGCGGUUGCCCAUGACUUGGGAAUAUUAACCACUCCACAGCUACACUGGAUGGUUCGGGCUAGAAAUAAGGGUUUGAAAGUAUCAGACAUUGAUUACUUCAAGCAGCUUUCAAGCUCGUUUAGGUGCUUGGUAGAUUUGAUUCCUGGUGGAAUUCAUCCCAGCGACGUGGAUGACAAGUUGGUUGUUGAUGGGGCAAAUGGUGUUGGUGGAGAAAAACUUGAACUUUUGAAGACGAUGUUGAAUGGUUUGGUUAUUGAGACACGGAACUCCGGAAAAGGAGGAGGUGGUGUACUUAAUGAAGGAGUCGGUGCUGAUUAUGUGCAGAAAGAGAAGGUCGUUCCUUGUAGUUUUGGUCCACAGGAUGUUGGGAUAAGGUGUGCUAGUUUGGACGGUGAUGCUGAUCGGCUUGUAUAUUUUAUUGUGCCAUCUAGAAGUAGUAAUAAGAUUGAACUCGUUGAUGGGGACAAGAUUUUAUCCUUGUUUGCUAUAUUCAUCAAGGAGCAACUAAGCAUUUUGAGUAAGGAAAUAGAUGUUAAUGGAAAUAAUGAUUAUCAGUGUCGCCUUGGUAUUGUGCAAACAGCUUAUGCAAACGGAGCAUCCACGGAUUAUCUCAAACAGUUAGGCCUAGAAGUCACUUUUACACCUACAGGAGUGAAACACCUUCAUGAGAAAGCUGCGGAGUAUGAUAUCGGGAUUUACUUUGAAGCAAAUGGCCAUGGCACCAUUUUGUUCUCAGAACAUUACUUACGGUGGUUAGAGACCAGGACUACUGUGCUUUCUGAUGUAGCUAAAGGUUCAGAACAGCAUAAGGCGGCUUUGAGACUCUUGGCUGUUAGUGAAUUGAUUAACCAGGCUGCCGGGGAUGCGUUGAGUGGGGUACUCUUGGUUGAGGCCAUUCUGAAACAUAUGGGAUGGUCAAUACAGAGGUGGAAUGAGCUUUAUCAGGAUCUACCCAGUAGGCAGCUUAAGGUCAAGGUUAUGGACAGAACUGCUGUUGUAACAGAAAAUGCAGAAACUGUGGCCGUGACACCCCCUGGCAUUCAAGAAGCCAUCAACGCUGAAACCGUUAAAUACCCUAGAGGCCGAUGUUUUAUACGACCAUCAGGAACAGAAGAUGUCAUACGCGUAUAUGCGGAGGCAUCCACACAGAAUGCAGCAGACAGCUUAGCAAACUCUGUAGCAAGACUAGUAGAUCAGUUUCUUGGGUUUGGAAGCUCGAAGUGAUCUGCAACUUUCUUUUUCAAACCAAAACUCACUGAAUUAUUAAAUCGAUGAGGAUUUAUGGUGGCUGACAGAUUUCCUGUUAUUCUUGUUGUGGAACGGUGUCUUACCUGUUUUGGUUAUGAUUCAUAGACAUCCAAAAUAACGCGCGGACUAAAACCCAGAAGUGCGAAAACAUUGAAUUUUUCUUGUAACUUGUAUUCUACUUUACAUUGUUUCCUAUUGAUACAUGUUCUGUUUCUUCUUUA
Molecule: messenger RNA, 2121 nt
Organism: Pyrus x bretschneideri (Chinese white pear)
Lineage: Eukaryota; Viridiplantae; Streptophyta; Magnoliopsida; Rosales; Rosaceae
Product: phosphoacetylglucosamine mutase
Exons: 10
Coding region: 188-1876 (562 amino acids)
Biological process (GO): carbohydrate metabolic process; UDP-N-acetylglucosamine biosynthetic process
Molecular function (GO): phosphoacetylglucosamine mutase activity
Source: RefSeq, a predicted model, not a curated record